AUGUCCACACCACUGGAGGAUGCGAUGGACACCUUGAUCAGGAUUUUCCAUCACUACUCUGGCAAAGAAGGAGACAGACACAAGCUCAGUAAAAGAGAACUCAAGGAGCUCCUCACCAGUGAGCUCACUGACUUCCUUUCAGGCCAAAAAGAUCCUCUUCUGGUUGAUAAGAUUAUGAAAAAUUUGGACUCCAAUAACGACAAUGAAGUGGAUUUUAAUGAAUUUGUCAUUCUGGUUGCUGCUUUGACUGUGGCAUGUAAUGAUUUCUUUGAAGAACAGCUAAAGAAAGAGGAAUUUAAAAAUGCUUAA
This is a messenger RNA of Pterocles gutturalis (yellow-throated sandgrouse), 309 nucleotides long. RefSeq names its product S100 calcium binding protein Z (gene S100Z). The record is from RefSeq and is a predicted model, not a curated record. Bases 1 to 309 code for a protein of 102 amino acids. Gene Ontology annotation, molecular function: calcium ion binding. Gene Ontology annotation, cellular component: cytoplasm. The transcript has 2 exons. NCBI's taxonomy places the organism in Eukaryota, Metazoa, Chordata, Aves, Pterocliformes, Pteroclidae.